Molecule: messenger RNA, 1256 nt
Organism: Impatiens glandulifera
Lineage: Eukaryota; Viridiplantae; Streptophyta; Magnoliopsida; Ericales; Balsaminaceae
Exons: 8
Coding region: 118-1020 (300 amino acids)
Biological process (GO): protein ubiquitination
Cellular component (GO): membrane
Molecular function (GO): ubiquitin-protein transferase activity; zinc ion binding
Source: RefSeq, a predicted model, not a curated record
UAGAAACGCACCGCCCCAUCAGCUUCGUAGACGACCUCUCUCUUUCUCUCUCUUUCUGUCUCGACUUGUUCAACUGCUUCUCCAAGAACUGCAAUUUGAGGAAUUGAAUUAUUGAUAAUGGAAGAACAUUCAAUCUUGAGUGUUGAGGAUAUAAUUAAACCUGAAACUUUGGAACCAUUACAAAAGGGUGAUGUUCCAGCUGGAGAGGGUUGCAGUAGUCAUGCUCCUUAUCCAUUGAGUUCAGUUAUUGAUAUAAAGAAUGUGACAGAUGACCAUUUAGACAAUGAAGAAGAACCACUUAUUCAGACAGUUGAAUGUCGUAUUUGUCAAGAGGAGGAUACUAUACAGAAUCUGGAAAACCCGUGUGCCUGCAGUGGCAGUUUGAAGUAUGCUCAUCGGAAGUGUGUCCAGCAUUGGUGCAAUGAGAAAGGAGAUACAAUUUGUGAGAUUUGUCACAAGCCUUACCAAUCUGGUUAUACUGCUCCUACACCUCGCCCUGAAGAUGCCACCAUUGACAUUGCAGGGGCUUGGACGAUCUCUGGUGCUCCUCUGGACUUGCAUGAUCCCCGACUUUUGGCAAUGGCAGCAGCAGAACGUCAUCUCUUGGAAGCUGAAUAUGAUGAAUAUUCAGAUUCAAAUGCUAAUGGAGCUUCUUUUUGCCGUUCUGCUGCUCUAAUUUUAAUGGCUCUUCUUCUGUUGAGGCAUGCCCUCAACCUCGGUGACACUGAUGAAGAUGAUGCGUCUGCCUUUUUCUCUAUUUUCCUGCUUAGGGCUGUUGGAUUUCUUCUUCCAUGUUACAUUAUGGCAUGGGCUAUCAGUAUUAUACAACAGAGGCGACAAAGACAGGAAGCAGCGGAAGUACUUGCAGCAAGUGAAGUUGCGUUUAUGAUACAAACUGGGCAGAGAAGAGGUUUGCACUUUACUAUAGCACCACCAUCCGGGCCUGCCACAGUAGCAGCAUCUGGACCGCCAUUGGCUGGACCGGCGGUUACAACAACUACACAACAGGAACCUGUUUGAUGGGACUGUCUUUGGUCUUCUUCCAUUCCAACAAGUAUUAUUUGGGUUUUCUUAACUGCAUUUUCUUUUGAAAUAUAUAUAAUCCUUAUGGUACAUCUCUUAUAUUAUUAUAUAAUGUGUUUAAAAACAUGGGUUUGGUUCAAAUUUGAAACUUUGUAAGGUGGUGUCAUUAUAUUAUUAUGUAUGUUCUGAAAGCCAGAGAAAUUUAUAUGUUGUUUCCAAACAAAUGAAAGAGA